Ilex paraguariensis (yerba mate) is the source of this 471-nucleotide messenger RNA. NCBI's taxonomy places the organism in Eukaryota, Viridiplantae, Streptophyta, Magnoliopsida, Aquifoliales, Aquifoliaceae. The record is from the annotation of a GenBank genome assembly.
AUGCUCAAAACGCUAGACAGGUACCAAAAGUGCAACUAUGGAGCACCCGAGACAAAUGUAUCCUCAAGAGAAGCUCUGGAAAUAAGCAGUCAGCAGGAGUAUUUAAAACUUAAGGCACGUUAUGAAACACUGCAACGAUCCCAAAGGAAUCUUCUCGGAGAGGAUCUUGGCCCUUUAAACAGCAAAGAGCUUGAAUCACUGGAGAGACAGCUCGAUAUUUCACUGAAGCAGAUCCGAUCAACGAGGACCCAAUACAUGCUGGACCAGCUCACAGAUCUUCAAAGAAAGGAACAUGCACUAACUGAAGCAAACACGGCUCUGAGACAAAGGCUAAUGGAAGGAAACCAAGUAUGUUCGCUUCAGUGGAAUCCUAGUGCACAAGAUGUAGAGUAUGGCCAACAACCAGCUCAAACCCAGGGUGAUGGCUUCUAUCAUCCAUUGGAGUGUGAACCCACAUUACAAAUUGGGUAA